Messenger RNA from Epithele typhae, 279 nucleotides. RefSeq names its product Conidiation protein 6-domain-containing protein. Bases 1 to 279 code for a protein of 92 amino acids. Gene Ontology annotation, cellular component: cytoplasm. The record is from RefSeq and is a predicted model, not a curated record. Lineage: Eukaryota; Fungi; Basidiomycota; Agaricomycetes; Polyporales; Epitheliaceae. The transcript is spliced from 3 exons.
AUGUCUCUCCCAACCCGUCAACUUGGUGGUCACAAGGCCGCGAUCAACAACCCGAACGUGUCCGAGGAGGCCAAGGAGCACUCGCGCCAGAUGAUAGAGGAGCUCGAACACGAUCCCGAGCUCUCGGCGACGCGCGAGGGCUACGAGGACGACAAGGAUGACACGCGCGUCGACGCCGGGCACAAGGCUACGUUGAAGAACCCGAACGUGAGCGAAGAGGCAAAAGAGCGUUCGCGGCAGUUCUUGCAGGAGCGCGACGCGCUCGACGAGGAUAAUUGA